Messenger RNA from Adineta ricciae, 1677 nucleotides. NCBI's taxonomy places the organism in Eukaryota, Metazoa, Rotifera, Eurotatoria, Adinetida, Adinetidae. The record is from the annotation of a GenBank genome assembly.
AUGGUUUUAUUUGGUAGUUGCAUUCUUCACGUCGAACAAGUUCGUCUUCCUAUUGUUGACUCAAGUGCGAAUAAAUGUCAAGAUUUUCGAUCACCAUUUGGUGCUCUGGUUGACUGUGAUAAUAAUCAAACCCAGAUUGACUGUUCUGAUGAACAGCGUCUUUUAUAUUACUUGAUGAAAAACUAUUCGAAUAGUGUCCGGCCAGUGAGAAAUGCUAGUCAACCAGUACCAGUCAAGUUAGGUUUAACAUUGACGCAGAUAUUCGAUAUGAUUGAAAAAAAUCAGAUCUUGAUUACAAAUGUAUGGCUAGAUCAAGAAUGGGUGGAUGAAUUUCUUCAAUGGGACCCGGACGAAUUCAACGGCAUUCACCGUCUGAAUCUUCCAUCAAGACUCAUUUGGUUACCUGACAUCGUUCUUUACAAUAAUGCCGAUGAGUUUUCCAAUAGUAACACGAUGCAAGCGAACGCGAUGAUCCUGCACAAUGGAACUGUUUUCUGGCCGAUUCCGACUCGCUUGAAAAGUACAUGCCAAGUUGACGUCAGUUAUUUUCCAUACGAUGAACAAGAGUGUAAAUUGAAGUUUGGCAGUUGGACUUAUAAUGGUUAUCAAGUGUCGGUUGAGCAACGCGCUGGUGCAAUUGAACUGUCAAGUUAUGUUCCGAAUGGCGAAUGGGAUUUAUUAGAUACAUCGUAUCAAGUGAACAUUAUCCGAUAUCCAUGUUGUCCAGAACCUUUUCCUGACAUCACAUUUUACGUUCGUAUUCGACGCCGAAUUUUAUAUUAUUUAUAUUCAGUUGUUUUUCCAUGUGUUAUGCUGUCAAUAUUAACUCUUCUUGUCUUCUGUUUGCCGCCUGAAUCCGGUGAAAAGAUUGCGCUUGGUAUUACUGUUUUACUCGCUUUUAGUGUCUUCAUGUUAGCAAUUGCCGAAAGUAUGCCUGAAACAAGUGAAUACAUUCCAUUGAUUAGCUUGUAUCUAACUGCAGUUAUGGCAAUGACCAGUGUUUCAGUAAUGAUGACAGUAUUUGUAUUGAAUCUUCAUUAUCGCGGGCCGAAGAAAAAUGAAAUACCAUUUUGGCUUCAGCAAAUGUUGAGUUUAUCAGUAGCAAAUGUUGUUCGAUCGUUUCGACAGAAGAAAAAAACCAAAGUUUCUCAUCAAAAUCACGAAGAACACACGACUACAUGUAGUAAUAUCAACGAGCGACAAAGUACUUCAGAUCGUUCGCCAAUGAACGGGAUCCUCUUAUCGUAUAUGAAUGCCAAUGAACCCAAAACAAAGACUCGCACAGUACCAGGCGUACCAUCAGUACAAAUCGAUUAUAGCGAACGGCCAAAAACUGAAACUAAACGAAUGUAUUCAUUACGUUUACCACAUGAGGAUAAUCGUAGAAAAGGUCGAUCGACAUCUCGUUCAAGUUCGAUUGGUACAAUUCAUGAUGAAAUUCAAGACACACUACAUAAUUUAUUACAAAAACAAAAAGCACUUGAACAUGAUCAGAAAGUAACCAAUGAUUGGCGUACAUUGGCAACAAAGAUUGAUAAAAUUCUCUUCUAUAUUUUUCUUCUUCUCACACUUAUAUCGACCGUAGGUCUGCUCGUUGUCGUGCCAUUGUCGCGUACGAAUAGUCAACAGAAAGCGAAACUAUGGCAGGGAUCGCGGCGACCUUCAUAUAGUACAUAA